AAAAUGCACCUGUUUUCACCGCUCAACCGGAAUAAAGUCGUCACUUUUCACCUGUAGUCUGUGACGCUUCCGGUCAUAGUUUGGUGGAAAACACGACACAGAUUAUUUGUGAAGAAGAAAGAGGACGAGAAGAGGAGGAAGAGGAGGAAGAGGAGGAGGUUCUCGUGUUCGUGUUGUUCUGGAAUGUUCUGCAGCUACUGACCCGUAACAUUAACCUGUCUUCAUGACGCGUUCACGGACCUGUGUUCACUCACGUUAAACAGAAAACAAACACUGUUUAUUUAUUCAUAUAUAUAUUUUAAUCUAACUGCUUUGCUCAUUUAAAAUCACGUGGGAAACUAAGUAAUAUUUCUGUCUAACUUUAGUCUAAAUUAAUAUCUUUAUAGUAAAUGAAGUUGAUUCUGUGGACAUUUAAAGCAGUGUUUUAAAUCUGGGGAUUAUUCAGGAAACUUUGUGCAAAUCUAAAAACAGUCCACUCACUAAAUAGUUGAUGCUGCUGCCACCUUGUGGUGAUUUCUUUGAUUUAUAGAAAUAUCCACAUAUAUCAAGCUGAAAAAUGACAGAAAAUAAAAAUAUUCACAUUUCAGAAGCUGAAAAAUGACAAAACGUAGAAAAUAUUCACAUUUAAGAAGCUGAAAAAUGACAGAAACUAGAAAAUAUUCAUAUUUGAGAGGCUGAAAAAUGUCAGAAAAUAAAACAUUUUCACAUUUAAGUGUGUGUGUUUGUGCGUCUGAGGCAGAAUGGCGUCCUGGUGUUGGUCGUCUCUGGUCCUCUGUCUCCUCCUCACGUCGUCCUCGGCUCAUGGCGACAUCUUCACCUCCAUCAGUCACAUGACUGAUCUGCUGUUCACAGAGAAGGACCUGCUCACGUCUCUGAAGAACUACAUCCAAGCAGAGGAGAAGAAACUGGAGCAAAUCAAAACGUGGGCUGAUAAACUGGACGUCCUCUCUGCUGCUGCCACUCAGGACCCUGAAGGUUUCCUGGGUCAUCCAGUGAACGCCUUCAAACUGAUCAAGAGGCUCAACACUGAGUGGGCGGAGCUAGAGAGUCUGGUGCUGAGUGACAUGUCUGAUGUCUUCGUCUCUAACCUCACUGUCCACAGACAGAACUUUCCUGACUCUGACGAUGAGACCGGAGCAGCCAAAGCUCUGAUGAGACUGCAGGACACGUACCAGCUGGACACGGACGCCAUCGCCACUGGACAGCUGCCAGGCUCCUCCUCUAACCGCGGCUCUCUGACGGUCAGCGACUGCUUCGACAUCGGGAGGUCGGCGUACUUGCAGAACGACUACUAUCACACGCAGCUGUGGAUGAUUCAGGCUCUGAAGCAGUUGGACCAGGGAGAGACGUCCAGCAGCGUGGACGCCAUCACCGUCCUGGACUAUCUGAGUUACUCACUGUACCAGCAGGGGGAGCUGGAGAGAGCGCUGCAGCUCACCAAGAGGCUGCUGGAGCUCGAUCCGAUGCACCAGCGAGCUACCAGAAACCUCAGGUACUACGAGCAUCAGCUGUCCAAUCAGAAGGGAGCAGUAGGAGGGGCGGAGUCUGCACAGAGACAGAAGGGGGAUACGCACGAUGUCCCCGACGACUUCCUGCCAGUGAGGCGGAGCUAUGAGGAGCUGUGUCGAGGCGAAGGCGUGUCGAUGACGCCGCGCAGGCAGAGCCGCCUCUUCUGCCGUUACCACAACAACAACCGCCACCCGAGGUACGUGAUUGGUCCAGUGAAGCAGGAGGUCGAGUGGGACCGCCCCCUCAUUGUCCGCUACCAUGACAUCGUGUCGGACAAAGACAUGGAGACGGUCAAAGAGCUCGCCAAGCCCCGGCUCAGGCGUGCGACGGUUCACGAGGCUCAGACGGGUCAGCUGAUCACAGCUCCUUACAGAGUGUCGAAGAGCGCGUGGCUCAGAGAACACGAACAUCCAGUCGUUGAUAACAUCAACCAGAGGAUCGAGGACAUCACUGGUCUGGACAUGUCCACAGCUGAAGACCUGCAGGUGGCUAACUACGGUGUUGGUGGACAGUACGAGCCUCACUAUGACUUUGGACGGAAGGACGAACCUGAUGCCUUCGAGGACCUGGAGACAGGAAACAGAAUCGCAACAUGGCUGCUUUACAUGAGUGACGUACAGGCAGGGGGCGCCACAGUCUUCACUGAUGUCAGAGCUGCUGUGAAGCCUAUAAAGGGGACGGCCGUGUUCUGGUACAACCUUUAUGCCAGCGGAGAAGGAGACGAUCGGACGAGACACGCCGCCUGUCCGGUUCUGGUCGGGAGCAAAUGGGUGUCCAAUAAAUGGAUCCAUGAGCGAGGACAAGAGUUCAGGAGACGCUGCGGUCUCCGCAAAACGGACUAGCAACGCUAACACUGCCCCCCUCAGGCCGCACGUGUGAUGUCACAUGUUUAUUUUCCUGUGUGUGUGUGUGUGUGUGUGUGGACAUGUGACCUUUAAGUGUAACAUUUACAACCGAUUUGACUUUUUGUUCCACGAUUAAUGAGCCGAUCGUCGAUUAUUGAUCAGAUUCUGUGAUCAGUUCAGAUUUAGCCACACACUUUUAUUUUGAAAAGCAGAAAACUUUCCAAAAUCACUCCAAAGAGUUACUGAUCAGCAAAUAUACAUUUUAUUGAUAAAGAAAAACUUUAUUGAUCCAGAACUGGAGAACAUUUUUAUUUAUUUAUUUUGUUAAAAACACACAUUAUUGCUCCAUCUGUGUGUGUGUGAUCAUGUGUUUUUUUGAUUGAAAAAAUGCUGUCAUAUGUUUAUAUUUUUUGAUUGAAUGUGGAUUAAAAAAAUAUAAUUUUAUUAUAAUAAUAAAUG
Solea solea (common sole) is the source of this 2813-nucleotide messenger RNA. RefSeq names its product prolyl 4-hydroxylase subunit alpha-1-like. The transcript is spliced from 14 exons. Gene Ontology annotation, molecular function: iron ion binding; L-ascorbic acid binding; procollagen-proline 4-dioxygenase activity. Gene Ontology annotation, biological process: peptidyl-proline hydroxylation to 4-hydroxy-L-proline. Gene Ontology annotation, cellular component: endoplasmic reticulum. The record is from RefSeq and is a predicted model, not a curated record. Lineage: Eukaryota; Metazoa; Chordata; Actinopteri; Pleuronectiformes; Soleidae. Bases 741 to 2351 code for a protein of 536 amino acids.